AUGGCGUCGUAUCUCCAGAUCGCAGAUGACGAGAAAGGUUACGACCUGGAGCUUUUCUGCGUACCCAGACAUUACGAGAAGGAUUUGGACAAGGUGAUCAUUCCUCAUGGACUCAUCAUGGACAGGACUGAACGCUUGGCUCGCGACAUCGUGCGGGACAUGGGGGGCCACCAUAUUGUCGCCCUUUGCGUGCUGAAGGGUGGCUACAAAUUCUUCGCGGACCUGCUGGACUACAUUAAGACGCUGAAUCAGAACAGCGAUAAAUCGGUCCCGUUGACGGUGGAUUUUAUUAGAGUGAAGAGUUAUUGCAAUGACAGAUCAACCAACAACGUCAAGGUCAUCGGAGGCGAUGAGCUUUCCAGUCUCUCGGGCAAGCAUGUUUUGAUAGUCGAGGAUAUCGUGGAGACGGGACGAACGAUGCAGACGCUGCUCUCCUUGCUAAGUGAAAACAGGCCCAAGAUGGUGAAAGUGGUGAGCCUCCUGGUGAAGAGGACCCCCAGAAGUUCAGGCUAUCGACCAGAUUACAUCGGAUUUGAAGUACCUGACGCUUUCCUCGUGGGCUACGCGUUGGACUACAACGAAUACUUCCGAGACCUCAGCCACAUUUGCAUCCUGAACGAUGAAGCCAAGGAAAAGUACAAAGUGUGA
Messenger RNA from Nerophis lumbriciformis (worm pipefish), 648 nucleotides. Lineage: Eukaryota; Metazoa; Chordata; Actinopteri; Syngnathiformes; Syngnathidae. The record is from RefSeq and is a predicted model, not a curated record.